UUCCAGCUAUGAUAACUUCCUAUCCAAACACCACCUUGGCAACGCAAGGUCAAAAGAAGGAGAUGAGCUGCACGGCACAUGGAGAAAAACCCAUCAUAGUCCGCUGGGAGAAAGAAGACCGAAUCAUUAACCCUGAAAUGUCCCGUUACCUUGUUUCCACAAAGGAAGUUGGAGACGAAGUGAUCUCUACUCUGCAGAUUUUGCCAACUGUGCGUGAAGAUUCUGGCUUCUUUUCCUGCCAUGCCAUCAAUUCUUAUGGGGAGGAUCGUGGAAUAAUUCAGCUCACUGUGCAAGAGCCUCCCGACCCUCCUGAAAUAGAAAUCCGAGAGGUGAGAGCACGCAGUAUUGCCCUCAGGUGGACCAUGGGAUUUGAUGGAAACAGCCCAAUCACCGGCUACGAUAUUGAGUGCAAGAAUAAGUCAGACUCCUGGGAUUCUGUUCAGAGAACCAAAGAUGUUUCCCCUCAGCUAAAUCAAGCCACUAUCAUUGACCUCCACCCUUCCUCAACUUACAACAUUCGCAUGUAUGCCAAGAAUCGUAUUGGCAAGAGUGAGGCCAGCAAUGAACUCACCAUCACUACCGAUGAAGCAGCUCCUGAUGGUCCACCUCAGGAUGUCCAACUUGAGCCUAUAUCUUCACAAAGCAUUAGGGUGACCUGGAAGGCUCCAAAGAAGCACUUGCAAAAUGGAAUCAUUCGUGGAUACCAGAUAGGUUAUCGGGAGUACAGUGCAGGGGGAAAUUUCCAGUUCAACAUCAUCAGUAUUGAUACCACUGGGGACAGUGAAGUUUAUACGCUGAAUAACCUGAAAAAAUUCACCCAGUAUGGCAUGGUAGUCCAGGCUUGUAACCGGGCUGGAAUAGGACCUUCUUCUCAGGAAAUCAUCACCACUACUCUUGAGGAUGUGCCCAGUUGCCCUCCAGGAAACGUGCAAGCCACUGCCACAUCACCAGAAACCAUCUCUAUUUCUUGGUCAACAUUGGCCAAAGAAACCCUGAACGGGAUUCUGCAAGGAUUCAGGGUUAUCUACUGGGCCAAUCUCUUGGAUGGAGAGCUAGGAGAGAUAAAGAAUGUCACUACUACACAGCCAUCACUAGAGCUUGAUGGCCUGGAAAAAUACACCAACUACAGCAUUCAGGUGUUGGCUUUUACACGAGCUGGAGAUGGAGUGAGAAGUGAACAAAUUUUCACCCGCACUAAAGAAGAUGUUCCAGGUCCUCCCGCUGGUGUUAAAGCAGCUGCGGCUUCGGCCUCCACCGUCUUCGUCUCCUGGCUCCCUCCCCUUAAGCUGAACGGCAUCAUUCGAAAAUACACAGUCUUCUGCUCACACCCCUACCCAACAGUAAUCAGCGAGUUUGAAGCCUCUCCCGACUCAUUUUCCUACAGAAUCCCCAACCUGAGCCGGAAUCGCCAGUACAGUGUCUGGGUGGUUGCAGUGACUGCUGCGGGAAGAGGCAACAGCAGCGAGAUUAUCACUGUGGAACCGCUAGCUAAAGCUCCUGCCAGGAUCUUGACAUUCAGCGGCACGGUGACAACCCCCUGGAUGAAGGACAUUGUCCUCCCUUGUAAAGCUGUGGGAGACCCAGCUCCGACAGUCAAAUGGAUGAAGGAUAGUAACGGGACACCCAGUCUAGUGAUGAUUGAUGGGCGAAGAAGCAUCUUCAGCAAUGGCAGCUUUGUCAUCCGUACUGUGAAAGCAGAAGACUCUGGAUACUACAGUUGUGUGGCCAGUAACAACUGGGGAUCAGAUGAAAUAAUUUUGAAUUUGCAGGUACAAGUUCCACCAGACCAGCCACGACUCACUGUAUCCAAAACUACAUCUUCCUAAAAAAUUUCCUGGAUACCUGGAGACAACGGUGGCAGUUCUAUCCGAGGUUAUAUUUUGCAGUACUCAGAAGAUAACAGUGAGCAGUGGGGCAGUUUUCCCAUUAGCCCUAGUGAGAGGUCCUACCGUUUAGAAACACUGAAAUGUGGCACUUGGUACAAGUUUACUUUAACUGCUCAGAAUGGAGUCGGGCCAGGACGCAUCAGUGAGAUCAUUGAGGCCAAAACACUUGGAAAAGAGCCACAGUUUUCAAAGGAACAAGAGCUCUUUGCUAGUAUCAACACCACGAGGGUGAGGUUGAACCUGAUAGGCUGGAAUGAUGGUGGCUGCCCCAUCACCUCCUUCACCUUGGAGUACCGGCCUUUCGGGACAACAGUCUGGACAACUGCUCAGCGGACAUCCCUGUCAAAGUCCUAUAUACUGUAUGACCUCCAGGAGGCAACCUGGUAUGAACUGCAAAUGAGAGUGUGCAACAGUGCUGGCUGUGCAGAGAAACAAGCCAAAUUUGCAACACUCAAUUAUGAUGGCAGUACAAUCCCUCCACUCAUUAAGUCAGUCGUGCAAAGUGAGGAAGGGCUGGCAACCAACGAAGGGCUAAAGAUGCUGGUGACCAUUUCCUGUAUCUUGGUUGGGGUCUUGCUGCUUUUUGUGAUGCUGCUGAUCGUGCGGAGGCGGAGGAGGGAGCAGAGACUGAAGAGGCUGCGAGAUGCAAAGAGUUUGGCUGAAAUGCUUAUGAGCAAGAACACCAGGACAUCAGAUACACUUAAUAAGCAGCAGCAAACACUGAGGAUGCACAUAGACAUUCCCAGAGCACAGCUUCUGAUUGAGGAGAGGGACACGAUGGAGACCAUUGAUGACAGAUCAACAGUUCUGCUCACUGACGCUGACUUUGGAGAGACAUCUAAGCAGAAGUCACUGACUGUCACCCACACAGUACAUUACCAGUCUGUGUCACAAGCCACAGGACCACUGGUUGAUGUUUCUGAUGCCCGGCCAGGAACAAAUCCUACCACAAGGAGGAGUGCAAAAACUGGACCCACUGCUCGCAACCGCUAUGCUAGUCAGUGGACCCUCAACAGACCUCACCCCACCAUAUCAGCUCAUACCCUCACCACAGACUGGAGGCUGCCCACACCCAGGCCAGCAGGAUCGGUGGACAAGGAAAGUGACAGCUACAGCGUCAGCCCCUCACAGGACACAGAUCGAGCAAGAAGCAGCAUGGUCUCCACAGAAAGUGCCUCCUCAACAUACGAAGAGCUAGCGAGAGCAUAUGAGCAUGCAAAAAUGGAAGAGCAGCUGAGACAUGCCAAGUUCACCAUUACAGAAUGCUUCAUAUCAGACACAUCAUCGGAGCAGCUCACAGCAGGGACUAAUGACUACACAGACAGUCUGACCUCAAGCACGCCGUCAGAGUCGGGGAUUUGCAGGUUUACCGCAUCCCCCCCCAAGCCUCAGGAUGGAGGGCGAGUGAUGAACAUGGCAGUUCCAAAGGCACAUCGGCCAGGUGAUCUCAUGCAUUUGCCACCCUACCUUAGGAUGGACUUUUUAUUGAACCGUGGCGUGCAGGGCACGAGCAGAGACCUGGGUUUGGGGCAAGCCUGCUUGGAGCCACAGAAAAGCCGAACCUUGAAGCGCCCCACCGUCCUGGAGCCGAUACCCAUGGAGACAUCCUCCACAAGAGAAGUACAGUCAUGGCAACCUGGUGCUGUGGCAACGUUACCUCAGCGAGAAGGAGCUGAGCUAGGACAGGCAGCAAAAAUGAGCAGCUCCCAAGAAUCCCUGCUGGACUCCCGGGGCCACUUGAAAGGAAACAAUCCCUACGCAAAAUCUUACACCCUGGUAUAACAAAAAGAGCAUGGCUGGACAGUGGCUGUAAAUAUUUACACUGAAAAAGAAUUCCAAUGAAAGCUACCUUUUUUUUAUUGAAUUCCAAUAUUUAUAAUUAAAGAAGAAGAUUGCCAAAAUAUUUGACAAAAAAAAAUAAUAAUAUAAACAACAGACAGUGCAAAGACUCUCUUGCUUUUUUUCUGUCUGAGUGUGAGCUUCAUCUGACUGGACAUCUGAAUUUUUGGGUAAAAGAGUCCAGUUUUCUGAUCUUCACAAGCGUUUGUGUUUUUACUGAUUUUCUACGAAGUGCAUGGAGACUUAACUAAAACAUUUUAACUGGAACUUCCAUCAGACAAGAUUUAAAAGGGAAAAAAUCACAAAAAAAAAAAAUCACCCUAUUUGUGAGUUCAACAGGAACAUUGAUUUGGAAAAACAAGAAGUCUUUUGUCAUGUUUGCACUUUUUUUUUUUUAAUUAGAAAAUGGGUCCUUGAUUGUUCUUUUUUUUGUUGUUAAUUAGGAUGAGUGAUGUCAGU
Messenger RNA from Leptosomus discolor (cuckoo roller), 4184 nucleotides. Lineage: Eukaryota; Metazoa; Chordata; Aves; Leptosomiformes; Leptosomidae. The record is from RefSeq and is a predicted model, not a curated record.